Diaporthe amygdali is the source of this 2622-nucleotide messenger RNA. RefSeq lists its product as uncharacterized. Gene Ontology annotation, cellular component: cytoplasm. Gene Ontology annotation, biological process: protein depalmitoylation. Bases 1 to 2622 code for a protein of 873 amino acids. The transcript has 5 exons. Gene Ontology annotation, molecular function: palmitoyl-(protein) hydrolase activity; carboxylic ester hydrolase activity. The record is from RefSeq and is a predicted model, not a curated record. Lineage: Eukaryota; Fungi; Ascomycota; Sordariomycetes; Diaporthales; Diaporthaceae.
AUGAUGCACAUCGCCCAACACGUGUGCCUCCUUCUCGUCUAUGCUCCAAAGCAAUGGGUAACCAGCGUCCGCGAUGCCCACUACCCGCGAGAACUGCUAUUCUGCGACUUGUUCCAUAAAAUAUCGAGCACAUCGCGUCUGCCACAGUCUCCUCAUGCCAAAUGGUACAAUCUCAGGGAUGCUUUCAACUUUCUAGUGUUUCGAGCGACGGGUGGUCAAGGUCUCUCCCAACCUCCUUGUUUUCUGACCGGCUACCUACUCAUCUACGACGUGCCCCCAGCACCAUCGACGGCUUUGGGUUUCCCAUCCCGUCUCAACUCAUACCGUCGCCACAUAACGCUACUAUGGGACAACGCCGCAUAUGAGCGCUCCCCAGUUCAAAGGUACUCGCACCGGCGGGUGACCGCGCAUGUCUGCUCAGCGCUGAGUGUCGAACGCACCGGUGACGCGCGCCCGAGACCAAACGCGACUGGCUUCUACCCACUGUCCACGGGCAGUGGAAGACCCAGGGGCUGCUCUGCCGACCAGAAGCCUGGGCGGGCGGGAUUCCUGUCCUUCAUCAUCAUGGAUGAUGCGAUACAGGGGCUAGAGCUCGCGCGCUUACACUUCUUCACACCGGCCGGGUCGGCCCCGUCCACCAUGAGCUCCCUAGAUUUGAUCGAUGUCUCUGCUCAACCAGCUAUCGCUUCCUGGACCCACGACUCUGGGGUGACUCGUAGACUCGAUGCCCUCCGGCUUCACAUUUUCCACGAUCCCUCGACCAGCACUGCAUUCUUCAAGCUGCGGGCCACGGUGACAUUCAAGGCAACUAGCGCGAAACCGAAGAGGACAACAGCUGCUUGGCUUCACAUUGCUCCCGAGAAUGUUGAGACGAUUAGCCUGGAAGAUGAGGAAAGUGUUGAUGAGGUUAUAAGCAAGAUGAUUGGGCCGAACACCGUCUGUUGGCACUUUUCUUUGACUCGACCCGCCACGCUAGUUCUUCCACCAGAUUACGAUGUCAAAUCGAAGGGUCAACCAUCAGACGAUUCGUUCCACGGCCUUUGGGCUCUCGCCCGGGCCACCAAGUUUUCGAUUUCAGCGAGCUUGCCUGCUCGGACCGUUUCCAGAGGACGUUUGAUGUCCCUGUGUGCGGCUGCGUCGAGACCUCAAUCGGGCAAAGGCACGACAGCCGUUGAAACCGCAUCCGCAGAUGUCAAGCUCGCUAGUAACAAGCAUGCCGCUGAUACGGCUAGUUUGUACGGUGGUAGAGGUGGGCAGAUUGUCGAGCUCGACAGCCUCAAUCUCCCAGAACCUGCUGGCAGCGCAGCAUUCCCGCCGGCGUACUCAGAUAUUGGACCUAGUCCGCCCCUCGCGGCGGAUCCUCCCAUGGGCAAAAAGCGGCGACGGAGGACCAGCUCAGAAGCCAGUGCAACGGCAUAUCGGCAAGUCGACAGCAAGGCUAUCGAAGACAAGACGGCUUUUGCGAAUGCCUUCAAGAAUGACUUGAAGGCUGAGCUGAAGGCAGAAUUGUUGAGUGAGCUCAGGACUGAAAUGAAAGCUGAACUCAAAGACCAGCUUAAGAUGGAGCUGGUCAGUGAGGUGAUGCAGGAGGUAGAGAAGCGAGUAUUGAAACGCGUUGAAGAACGUCUGCAAGAACAGGCAGAUGAUUUUGAGAAGCAGCUGUACGACCUCAGGCAUGAGUUGGGCGCCACGGUCUAUUCCGAGGUUGAGGAUCAGACGUACACCGCCCGAAAAGAGUUGGAGGAUUUCGUACGAGAAGAAAUGGAAGAGGCUCAGAAACGACUCAAAACGUUGGCUCGACGACCGGACACCAUGGCACCCAUUCGCGUACCCAACGCUGAAGACUUUACAGCCUUAGCACCAGACCUGGCAGUCUCUCUGCAUUUCCCCUCGCCGCCGGAGUCAACAACCGCUAUCCUGAUCCUGUUCCACGGGCUCGGUGACUCGGAUGCCCCCUUCGCCGGGUUUGCUCAGAACAUCAACCUUCCAGGCGUUCUCGGCAUCUCAGUUCGAGGCACCAGCCCGCUGCCACCAGCAUUGCUGGGCUUGCCGCUUGAUAGUGGGCCGCCGAGGAAUUUCCAUUGGGGAGACGACUUGAACCUGUCAUCCGCUUCAGGUGGACUGGAUGCCGACCCUGGUUUCACCAAGGCGACAGAGCUUGUUCUGAAUCGGCUCAUCAGGGAAACUUUGGUGGAAAAGUGCGGCUGGGAGUUGGCCGACAUCCUCUUCUUCGGCUAUGGACAGGGAGGCUCACUUGCAUUGGGCUUGGCCUCUAAGGUUCGUGAGGGUCCUCAGGUUGAGGAAGUGAAGGAGGACAAGGACGGAAAGCCUGUAGAGACUGGCAAGGCGUUCAAGGGCGUUGUGUCCAUUGGGGGAGACCUGCCGCCCUCGAUGAUCCCAUCGCUGAGUGCAAGGUCCAAGUCGGAGACGCCGGUCUUGAUUUGCCGUGGGAAGUCAUGCGACACCGUUGAUGACGAUGCCGUCGACGUGCUCAAGAAGGAGUUCUCAAACGUGCAGGAUGUCAAGUGGAACAAGGCGGACAGUACCAUGCCUUCGAGCCAGGAAGAGGUGCUGCCGAUGAUGAAGUUCUUUGCUGAACGGCUACGAAACGAUGGGAUUUGA